Brassica napus (rape) is the source of this 2008-nucleotide messenger RNA. RefSeq lists its product as uncharacterized. Bases 456 to 1769 code for a protein of 437 amino acids. The record is from RefSeq and is a predicted model, not a curated record. NCBI's taxonomy places the organism in Eukaryota, Viridiplantae, Streptophyta, Magnoliopsida, Brassicales, Brassicaceae. The transcript is spliced from 3 exons.
AUCAUGUUAUCUUCAGAUUCUCUAGUAGUGAUGAUGACUGGAGGAAGAAGUAUUUUUACGUUAAAGUUGAUCCUUCGACGGUUCCUGUGGGUCGGAACCUUAGGGUCACUUGGACUAAUCCAUCUGGUUAGGAAUUCUAGGGAUAUGCUUUUUUCGUUUUAUUCAUUUAUGGCCGAGUAACCUUUUGCUCUGAUUUACUUGCAGAAAUCGAAGAUCCCCCGAAGCUCUCUACCAAGCUCACCAGGGCUCUAUACCGCAAGUUGCAACAGAGUCCCUGUACCUGGGUGGCCUACACCACUUCUCGAAUAAGUGCAGCCAGAUUCCCAGAUACCUACAACGCCUCUUUCCAAGAUCCCAUUCCUGCUGAGAACCUUGAGAUUUCGGCAGGCGAUUCGGUUGUAUCGAUCUCAACUGGUGCUAGUGCUUCGGGAACUGAAAAGUCUCAGCCAGGUGACAUGACUCUGCGACCGUCAUUCCGUUCUAGGGGUAACCCCUCUAAAGCUGCCAGUGCUUCUCGUGGAAGCGACAGGAACCAAGGAGGAUCGUUCCUUAUCUCAAUGAAGGAAGUUUUGGACGACGGAGGAUCCAAACCUGUUGUCGAGACUACUCCAACUGAGGUUGUAGCUCAGGAUGCUGCUCCUCUCCCUGAGGUCCAGGUGCCGGAGGCUGACUACCAGGCUCCGAAGGGUACCUCUGAGAUCGAGCCGUCGAGACACAAGAGGCCCAGGAUCGAUCAGGGCGGAGCUUCCAUCCGUUCUUCUUCCUCGUCCUCUAGAGGAGGGACUGUUGGGUGGAGCUUUACCCAUUCGAAGCCUGGGUCGAUCCUGGAUGACUCUUGGGGCCUAGCUGCGAUAAUGAGGCACCUGAAGAGCGUGGGAUGUCCCCUUCCAGCGCUCAAGGACCUGACUAACCGAGAUGAGUAUCUCGAUAUUGCCCACUGUAUGGGUCAGUUGGCUGGGGCUGUUAACAGGGCCCAGCUCAGGUUUGAGAAUGCUCUGUGUGCUGCCCCCAAUGCUGGUGAACUUGCUGAGGUUACCGAGAUGGUUAAGGCAGCCAAAACCGAUCUUGACCAAGCCCGGGUUCGAAUUUCUGAACUCGAAGCCGAAGUGACGAGGCUAGGCUCGAAGGCCGAUGCUCAGCAAGGAGAGAUCGAGAGUCAAAAGCUCGAUAUCCAGGUGAAGAGCAGGAGGAUCAAUGAUUUAGAGGCUGCUCGAAAGAUAGCUGAGCAUCAAGUACGUGAGCUCAUUGCCUCAUCCCGGGAUAGCCAGAAGAACAAGGAAGCUGAAGUCAAGCUGGCUGUCAGGGAAGGGAAGAAAGAAGUCGCCGAAGCUUACGGCAAGAUCCUGGUCUGUGUUAAGGAGAAGUUUGCUAGGAAGAAAGAUGAGGUCGACGCUUUGGUGUACGCUCAGGAGCUCCAAGCUAAUGCCGACCUCUUGAAGGAUAUGCUGAACAACAAGAUCCAAAGCGUUGAAGAGGAGUACAACCAAUUGGUGGCCUUAUUACCAGAAGCGACAACUGCGUAUGAGAAGGCUCAAGUCUCUGACUUCUCGGUCAGCAAGCUUCCUCUUCCCCAGAUCUCGGAGAGUUCAGGUACUUUCGAGAUUAACAUGUUUAAUCCAUCCUUUUCUGGGGAGUAUGGCUCUAAUUUGGGUUUGAUGGCUCCUGACUUAGCUCCAGUCGAGGCAGCAAUAGGAGGUGACGGCAAUGUGGUCGAUGAGGGAGUUCCUGCCGGUGCUGGUGAUCCGAUUCAGGAAGAGAAGGAAGAUUGAGAGCUACGGCUCUUUUAACUUUAUGUUUUGUGUUUUUAAGACUUCGGCCUAAGGGCUUUGUUUCGUUAUGUUUUGUGACUUAGUGCCUGAGGAGGCCUUUAAACCUUAACGCUUGCUGGAUUUCAAUAGCCUGGGGAGGUUUUUAAACCCUUUCUUAUGUUUAAAUCGUGGCUAUUAUUUCUGUUUUAAGUUUUUGAACUUAACCUCGUUUCAUUUAAUCAUAGUGAUUGCGAAUCUCA